Eutrema salsugineum is the source of this 2165-nucleotide messenger RNA. RefSeq names its product cryptochrome-1. The transcript has 5 exons. Gene Ontology annotation, cellular component: cytoplasm; nucleus. The record is from RefSeq and is a predicted model, not a curated record. Gene Ontology annotation, biological process: circadian regulation of gene expression; entrainment of circadian clock by photoperiod; blue light signaling pathway. Gene Ontology annotation, molecular function: DNA binding; FAD binding; blue light photoreceptor activity. The coding region runs from base 269 to 2113 and encodes 614 amino acids. Lineage: Eukaryota; Viridiplantae; Streptophyta; Magnoliopsida; Brassicales; Brassicaceae.
CAAUCUUCAACUUGCAUACGCAGAAAAAAAGAAGAAGAGAGAGUGAAUAAUAUUAUCGUGCACUGUCCUUAAUUCGAAGCUCCUCGUAGAUCUUUGUUCCAAGUCUCUCAUUUUUCACCCAAUCUUCAGUGGGAUUGAAUCAAUUUACGGCUUAAAGAUUGCAACUUUUUAACCCUUAGAGGAGCUUGAGGUCUAAUUUCAUGGAUUUCAAAAAGAAACAGAAACUUGAAGCUGCAAGUGGAACCUUGAUUUCGAAAAGAUCAUCUUGAUGUCUGAUUAUGUCUCUGAUACAACAAUGGAUAUGAGCAGAAAGACUAUAGUUUGGUUUAGGAGAGACUUAAGAAUUGAAGAUAACCCAGCAUUAGCCAUUGCUGCACAUGAGGGAUCUAUAUUGCCUGUGUUCAUAUGGUGUCCUGAAGAAGAAGGACAGUUUUUACCAGGAAGGGCUUCAAGAUGGUGGCUUAAACAGUCACUUACUCAUUUAAGACAAUCCUUGAAAGCACUUGGAGCUGAGCUCACUCUCAUCAAAACCCAUAGCACCGUUUCCGCAAUCUUGGAUUGUUUACGAGCCACAGGUGCUACGAAACUCGUCUUCAAUCAUCUUUACGAUCCAGUUUCGCUUGUUCGAGACCAUACCGUUAAGGAGAAACUUGUGGAGAUUGGGAUUACUGUGCAAAGCUAUAAUGGAGAUUUGUUGUACGAGCCAUGGGAGAUUUACAGCGAGAAAGGCCAGCCUUUUACAAGCUUUAGUGUCUACUGGAAGAAAUGUUUAGACUUGUCUAUUGAAUCUGUUUCACUUCCUCCUCCUUGGCGACUGAUUCCAACAACUUCAGUAACAGCGACUUUAAUGGUGGGGACAUGUUCAAUCGAUGAGCUCGGGUUAGAAAACGAAGCAGAGAAACCAAGCAACGCGUUGUUAACCAAGGCUUGGUCACCUGGUUGGAGCAAUGCUGAUAGGAUACUAAGCGAGUUCAUCGAGAAGCAUCUCAUAGAUUACUCCAAAAACAACAAGAAAGUUGCAGGAAACACAACCUCUCUGCUUUCUCCGUAUCUUCACUCGGGGGAAAUAAGCGUGAGACGUGUUUUCCAAUGCGUUCGGAUGAAACAAAUCGUUUGGGCAAGAGACAAAAAUCUCACCGGAGAAGAAAGCGCAAAGCUUUAUCUAAGAUCACUAGGGCUAAGAGAAUACUCACGCUACAUCUGUUUCAACUUCCCGUUCACUCACGAGCGUUCUUUAUUAAGCCAUCUUCGUUUCUUCCCUUGGGACUCUGAUGUCGACAAGUUCAAGGCGUGGAGACAAGGAAGGACAGGUUAUCCGUUGGUUGAUGCAGGAAUGAGAGAGCUUUGGGCUACAGGAUGGAUACAUAACCGAAUAAGAGUGAUUGUUUCGAGCUUCGCGGUGAAGUUUCUUCUUCUUCCAUGGAAAUGGGGUAUGAAGUAUUUCUGGGACACUUUGAUGGAUGCAGAUUUGGAAUGUGACAUUCUUGGUUGGCAGUAUAUCUCCGGUAGCUUGCCUGAUGGCCACGAGCUCGACCGGUUAGAUAAUCCCGAGUUACAGGGAGCCAAAUAUGACCCGGAAGGAGAUUACGUGAGACAGUGGAUCCCUGAGCUAGCGAGGCUACCAAAGGAAUGGAUUCAUCAUCCGUGGGAUGCUCCUGUGUAUGUGCUUAGAGCCUCAGGUGUUGAGCUAGGUAGUAACUAUGCUAAACCCAUUGUAGACUUAGACACAGCUCGGGAACUUCUUGCUAAGGCGAUAUUGAGAACGCGGGAAGCUCAGAGAGUGGUCGGGGUUGCACCUGACGAGAUUGUGGUGGAUAGCUCUGAAGUUUUUGGUACAGAGAACGGGAAAGAAAACGAUAUUUGCCAAACUGGCCGCUGUAAUGAUCAACUGGUUCCAUUAGGUGUUCAUCAGAACGGUUCCAAGAGAUCGAAAGCCGAGUCUUCUUCUUCUUCUUCUUCGGCUGCGGUUAAAAGACAGAACAGGAGCACGAGCUUUUACUCGGUACGAGAACCACAAAACCAAUCUUGUUCGUUAAGGUGUGAAGGGAAGAAUUUGCAAGAUAUUCAAGACUCUUCUUCUGAUAGAAUUACAAGCUCAACAAAAGAUGUUUAAUUGGAAAGAGAACUCAUAUUAAUAUAUCUUUGCAACUCUGUUUAUUGUUUCA